Messenger RNA from Pieris macdunnoughi, 1212 nucleotides. NCBI's taxonomy places the organism in Eukaryota, Metazoa, Arthropoda, Insecta, Lepidoptera, Pieridae. The record is from the annotation of a GenBank genome assembly.
AUGGUCAUAGAUAACCCCGACAUCCAUUCAUUCGUUAUCGCUAUUUAUGAAUAUUUAGUAACAAUAAUGUCUAUAACAACACUUAGAAUUAAGUGCCCAUCGACCAGUACAACACCAGGAGGCCUGGAAGUGCAUUGCCGGACGGCAUACGGCUACUUGAAGGCCCCUGAGGCCCUCUGCACAUCAGCGCCGUACAGCACAGACCCAGCCGCAGUAGCGGAGCGCGAGAGAUGUCGUUAUGGCCGCAUUCCACGGUCGAGUGCACUCGCUGGCACAGCACAACGGAGGGUUCGCGUAUACGCGGACGGCAUAUACGACAUGUUCCACCAAGGACACGCGCUACAGUUGCAGCAAGCGAAGACAGUUUUUCCCAAUGUAUAUCUCAUCGUUGGCGUGUGCAGUGAUGCGCUAACGCACAGUCGAAAAGGCCGGACUGUUAUGACAGAAGAUGAGAGGUACGAAGCAGUUCGGCAUUGCAGAUAUGUUGAUGAGGUGGUACGCGAUGCACCAUGGGAGUAUGAAGAAGAGUUUUUAGAGAAACACAAAAUAGAUUUCGUGGCACACGACGAUAUACCAUACACAUCCGGUGACUCUGAAGAUGUCUACGCGAUGGUCAAGUCCAAAGACAUGUUCGUCGCGACGCAGAGGACGGAAGGCGUCUCCACGUCGGAUAUUGUGGCCCGUAUCGUCCGCGACUACGAUAUGUACGUGAGACGAAAUCUGGCCAGAGGCUACUCGGCCAAGGAGCUGAACGUCUCCUUCCUUAAUGAGAAGAAAUUCCGCCUUCAGAACAAGAUGGACGAGCUCAAAGAUCGGGGGAAGAAGGUCAUAACAAAUAUCGGCGAAAAGAGGGUAGACAUCCUCAGCAAAUGGGAAGAGAAGUCCCGGGAGCUCAUUGACGCAUUUCUGCUUCUCUUCGGCCCCGAUGGAAGACUCUCCAACAUUUGGAAUGAGUCCAAGGGUCGGCUGAUGCAGGCCUUGAGUCAGCCACCUUCGCCGCAAGCAUCCGAGAAUGGAGAUCCACAUGAGAACAGGAGUUCCGAAUCCCCUCCACCGAUGAAGGCGAGGCGUUGUGAUAACCUUUGGGAUCCGCAUGCAGAUGCAUCGAGCUCUGACGGCGGUGGUGAACCGGAAGAGGCGUCACAGCGACAGCUGACCGACGACGGCUCCGACGACGACGACUACCAGGACCCGAGCCCUUACCUCACCUAG